UGAAUCGUUACGCAGUCUUGAAAAACACAUCAUUUUAGUGUUCUGUACAUAGUAGUAAAUAUAUAUUGGAAUGUCACAAACGAAACUUGCACAUUUUCUGCUCUUGUUAAUACUAUUUUUGAAGCCCGCUGCAAGUUUUCGUUGUGAUCGUCGACCUUACGGUUCUACGUCUUUGGCAUCUCCCUCGGAUGGCCGAUUUCAGAUAAAUAUUAUCGGCACUGACAAUACGUACCUACCGGAAGAAGUCUAUACUAUUCAAAUUACAAGAACGGACGAUGAAUCAGAAUUUACGGCGUUCAUGCUGUCAGUUGAAGGUGAUUUAAAGCAGGACCCGAGGAAUCCAAGAAGGAUGUUGGCUCAAAAUCCAGGGGAACUGAGGCCGCAAAGCCAAGCAUCAGGAAAGUAUAGUGAUCGCUGUUUGUAUUCCGUGGAGCAAGCCAGCUAUAAUACGAAGUCUUCUGUAGAAGUGCAUUGGGAAGCUCCUCCAGCAGGCAGCGGGUGCGUGACCAUCCGAGCUAUGGUGGCAGAAAGCCAGGAGGUCUGGUUUGAAGACGGGGCUCCGUUGACUCGUAAACUGUGCGAGGACAUGCGCCAACCUGACGAUGUGUCUCCGAACCUUAACUACGAAUGUAAUAUUUGUGAUGAGGCUAAAUAUCAGGUUACAUUUACGGGUAUCUGGUCUCGUAACAUUCAUCCGCGACUAUAUCCAGAAAGCGACUGGUUGCCGCGCUAUAGUAACUUAAUUGGGGCGUCUCAUGCGACUGAUUUUGUGGUUUGGGCGCCCGGGGAGCUGGCUUCCGAAGGUCUAAGACAACUGGCCGAGCAUGCCAACAGUAGCAAGUUAGAAGCUGAGAUACGGGAAAAGAUUGGUGAUGGCGUCCGGACAAUUAUCAAAGCAAAAGGUCACGGUUACAAAAAGAUGGACAAUCCAUCUCAUGCAUUCUUCCGAGCCGAUAAAGUCAGCCACUUGAUCACCACCGCCGUGGCAAUGUACCCGUCUCCCGAUUGGUUCCUAGGAGUGACCAGGUUUGAGUUGUGUCAGGAAGACAACACCUGGCUUCAAGAAAAAGAACUAAAUUUGUAUCCGUGGGAUGCUGGGACUGAUAGCGGAGUAUCUUAUGAGUCCCCAAACAUAGAGACGUAUCCUCAAGACGCCAUUGGCAGGGUCCAAAUGAGUUCAUACGAUAAAAACUCACCAUUCUAUGGAAUCGAUAUGAAGGAUGUCCACCCAUUCGGAAGGAUCCGAAUUCAAUUAAUAAGGACGUACCAACGAGAAUGUGAAGAAUCCACAGAAGAAAAGGAAGAAGAAGAAGAAAAGCCUAAGGAACCUGAAAGUGGGGAAGAGAAAAACGAUUCCGAAAGUCAAGAACCCGACGAGCCUUCCAGGUAUCAAAACCCUGACAUACCUAGCGACGAACACGGCCGUUCAAGCGAGAUACCUCUAGAUCAAGAUCCAGAAUCAACAGAGGAAUGUCCUAUGACGCAGUGGCUGGAGUGGAGCCCCUGCGAAGGUCUUUGCGAGGACGGCACGCUCACGGGUUAUAAAUGGCGGGAACGCUACCAUCUGGUGGAUGGGUUGCCAAUCGAGAUGUAUGACCCUAAUGAAAAACAUCCAAGCAAGAAAGAAGUUCCAACAUACUGCAAGACCCAUUUCGAGGAUUUCGAGCGCAUGGAAUGCGAGGAACCGUGUACGGAAGAAGGGGAAAGGACUGAAGUCACUGCUGAACGUAGACGGAACAUGAUCAUUCCGGGACAUCCGUGGGGCUCAAGAAAACGAGAACUUUUCAACAAAAAGAACAUCAGAUCUUUGUUGUAAACUAUGUUCUAACUAGAUUUAAUUUAAGAUAACAUAUUAAUCACUAUAGUUUAAAUAUAAAAAGUCCGAAUUCUAGAAAGAGCUCUUAAGUAAUAAUCGGACAUCUUAAAAAAUCCAACUAUACCUGCAUGCCUACCGCUUUCCAUAUACUUAUAUGGUAUACAUAUAACAUAGUCAGUAAUAGUACAAUUCGAUGCUAUUGCGGAAAGUAUGUCAUUCCUUCCAAGAAUGACAUUUCCGCACGGGUAUCGAACGACGUUUUUUAAUACAGUUGCGAAAAAAUAAGAAAAACAACAAGUAAGGAAUUCGAAACUUUUAUAUUAUUAAUUCUGUGACAUCAUUGACAUUGACAUUAUGAAGAGGUGUUUUUUUUUAGCUGGGUGUUAUUAUUAUUGAACCCACUUCAAUGAAAGUUUUUUUUUUAAUGCAUGUUCUAUAAGACAGAAACAAUUGUACAUAUAAAACAUUGUACUAUUAUUAUAAAAAAAAAAAUUAUAUAUGUUAAGAUAUUUACACAAUCGGGCUACAAAAUGGCAAUUAACUCUACCUACACACAAAAAUAUUCAAAUUACACAAAUCUACAACUCGCGCAAACAAUCUACCAAAACAAACCUGCACCUCUCAUACAUCUCAGUCUUACACUGUUACUUAAACCCAAAAGCACUAACUACUAAAGUUUCUAUACUGAUCAAGGAUUUUGCUCCAGUUCUACCCAGAUAUAACAUUCGAUAGUCAAACAACAUUAAACAAUUUACAGGAUGAUAUAGAUAAACACGGCAGUACUAAUUGUUACAAACUAGGGGAGCCUGCAGACUAUUCACAAUUUGGCAAUUUCAAUAAUUUUACUGUGUUAACAGUAAAUAUACGUAGUUUAAACUACAAUUUAGAUAAAUUUUUGGUGUUCGUCUCGUGUUUUGAUAUUGCGGUUGAGGUUCUGGUACUUACUGAAUGCUGGAUCAGUGACUCACGUGCGCCACUUAAUAUUACUGAGUACAACCUACACUACACCAAAAUUGAACUUAACAAAAACGAUGGUGUCGUAGUCUAUGUGCACAGCAAACAUAGUGCGCAUUCACAAGAACCCGCGGUUAAAGAUGGUAACUGCUUGGUGAUAGAGGUUAAUAAAGCGUACACACUAGUCUGCUCCUAUCAACCACCUUGCUACUGCAAUCCAGAUGCAUACCUGAACUCCCUCGAUUCAAUCUUGCAUAAUAUACACACACCAAACGUAAUAUUUGUGGGGGAUAUAAACAUAAAUAUUUUACCAGGACAGAUUACGAGCCAGGGUGCUAACUACCUUACACUAAUGCUGUAUAGCAUAAGCCAACAGCGGGCCCUAACUCUUGUAUUGACCAUUGCAUGGUAAAGUGUAAUAAUACUUGGUCCACAUAUAUAUUUGAUCACCGUACCGACCACUGCCCUGUUUUACUAACCGUCUCUGACGGAGCUUGCACCAAUGCUUCGAGGUCUUACCGUAAAAUUAAAUAUAAUUAUAAAGCCAUUAGUGAAACACUUGCUCUUGAAACUUGGACUACUACGUGUCUAAUGCUAACCUGGCCGCUGAAUUAUUAGUGAACAAAAUAAAAUCAGCUAUUGAUGUAAACUCCUGUGCACAAACCAUACCCAAAAAGAGGAAACCAUUAAAGCCGUGGAUAACUGAAAGUGUAGUUCGAUCCAUACGUAAAAGAAAUAAAUUGCAACGUAACUUAACUCGAGCACCCGACGAUUCCAGGUUAAGAAACGAAUACUGUAAAUAUAGGAAUAUAUGUAACAAAUUGAUAAAAUCGUUGAAAAAGGAAUAUUACGAGUCUCAAAUAAAAAAAAUAUAUGAUGGUGAUAUAAAAAAUACCUGGAAAGUUAUCAAAGAUGUAUGUAAUCUAAGCACAAACACAAAUCACGCCGAAGAAUUAUUAGAAAUAGAUUAAAAUGUAACUGAAUCCUUAAACAAAGUUAAUAAAUAUUUCACAUCAAUCCGCAAAACACUCGCUGACGCUACGCUAAAUAAUCUCAACACCACAGACGCUCUACUGGCAUCUAAAAGCCUAGAUGAUAGUUACGCAAGUUCUAACUCCUUCUUUCUCUUUCCCACAGAUAGUGCGGAAAUUUCUGCCACUAUACUAUCACUAAAGUCUGGUAGUGCUCCUGGUGAGGAUGGCAUUACCUCAGAUAUGCUCAAAAUACUUAGGCUGUCCAUACUAGAACCAAUAACUUAUCUAUAGUAAUCUUUGUUUUUCAACGGGAGUAUUUCCAGAUCUUUUUAAGCGAGCCAAAGUUACACCAGUAUUCAAGAGUGGGAGCAAAAAUCUUCCUAGUAACUACAGACCCAUAGCAUUAAUAUCAACAAUAUCUAAAAUAAUUGAGAAACUCGUGAAUAAACGUCUCAAGAGCUUUUUGGAGAGAAACUCCCUUCUAGGCAGCAACCAGUAUGGGUUUCGAGCAAAAACCUCGACUGAAGAUGCCGUACUCCAUCUUUCUACCGCUAUUACGGAACAUUUAGAUAAUGGAAAAAAAUGCCUGGGGGUGUUUCUCGAUUUACAGAAGGCGUUUGAUACCGUAUCAAUCCCAAUUUUGUUAGCACGAUUAGAGAAUAUAGGUAUAAGGGGUCUUGCACUUGAAUUCUUCACAGACUAUCUAACAGGGAGAAUGCAAUGUACAUGCAUCAACAGAAUUAGUAGUGAAUGGAUUCCUAUCGAGUACGGCGUCCCUCAGGGCAGUACCCUGGCUCCAACUCUUUUUCUUAUUUACGUGAACGGCCUGUGUAAAAAUAACAUAGUAGGUUGCGAAACGCUCAUGUUUGCAGACGACACAGUGCUAUUAUUCCACGGUAAAGUUGGGGAGGAGUACGUGCGCUUGCAGAAAAUGGCCUUAGGCUAGUCACCUCUUGGUUGGAAGAUUCUUUGCUCUCACUCAAUAUAACCAAAACAAAUUACAAUUGUUUUAGUAAAACAGCAGCCACUAAACCAGGGAAAGAUUUUAAAGUGACUAUACACACUUACCCAUGCAACAGAAAUAUCUCCACGGACUGUAAUUGUGCCCUACUGAAACGUACUGAUCAUCUCAAAUACUUAGGAGUACAGAUCGAUGCACAUCUAAAAUGGAAUCAUCACAUUACUGUCGUUGCUUCUAGAGUUCGGAAACUCAUAUAUGCUUUCAGAAAUAUAAGAAGCGUGGCAAACAAACAAUUGUUAAUUAAAACAUAUAAAGCACUAGGAGAAUGCAUUGUGAAUUACUGUAUUUGCCCUUGGGGUGGUGCUGCUAAGACUCACAUGAUUGAGGCAGAAAGAGCCCAGCGAGCUCUCUUAAAGGUCAUGCUAUACCUACCUUUCCGCUAUCCUACUACCGAAUAUAUAACAUGACUAUGGUUCCCACGGUGCGUAAAUUAUACAUCAUGCAAUGCCUAAAAAGAUAUCACCACAAAGUAGCCCCAACGCUAUCGACAUGCCACAAGCGUAUUGAGCGCUGUCCUAUUCCGAAAUGCAAAACUAAAUUUGCCAGAAGAAACAUCAAUUAUAGCGCCCCACCAUUAAUAUAUAAUAAAAUAAAAAUGGAACAUAAAACUAUAAAAACAUUAUCUAAUCAUGCUUUUAACGAAACUAUUUGGACAUGGUUGUGUUCUAUGAAUUAUGAUGAGACUGAGAAACUAUUAAGCCAGGGAUUAUUUGGAUGUUAGGAUUAGUACACACACACAUACACACACACACACAUACACACACACACAAAUGCAUGCAAGUUUUUGAAUAGCCUUCCCGCUAUAUUAUUGUUUGUACCUAAAUUAUAUAUUAAAUAUUUUAUGUUACAAGUUAAGUCUAAUGGAUCUUUAUAAUUCUAACUGAUUAUAUAAUACGGGCAAACACUGGGGCUGCAACACAGUGUAAACUAACGCAGUCUCCAGGGCUCCAACAGCAUAUGUACCAUGUAUGUUUUGAUCAAUAAAGAUUUAUUAAUUAUUAUUAUGUUCGUCCUUUACAUAAUCUCGGGACCAUGGGGUCCCGGACAUUUGGAAGGCGUGCGCAGAGGCCCAUUGUAAAAAGACAAUGUGAUGUGACAAGGUGAUGUGACACCAACCGACGAUUAUCCCUGUAUGCACUAUAGUAGUGCACCCAAGGACAAGCCCCGGUUAGUGCAGGACUAUUGCAAUGAUACGAAACAAAAUAAACUAGGCUAUUGUGUUAAUUGAGAUGCUAGUGUACUGGUUACCGGGUCUAUGGAAAUACUAUGGCACCUGUCCCUUAUUAUUAUUAUUAUUUGUAUCUCCUUGGAUAUCACGGGCCUAUGCAUCCCGGUCUUUUGAUAGGCUUGCGUGGGGAUAUAGAUCCAACACGUAGAGGCCCCUUGGAGAGCUUUAAUGUCAUGUAGAACGCCUGCUGGAACCCGUUCACAGGCGCAACAAUAGACACCCAUGAACCGGUCGCAGCAGGCAUUGGGACUAUUGUAGAAAAAGUGAACAGUAUACCGGUCUAU
Messenger RNA from Cydia strobilella, 6277 nucleotides. Its product is annotated as spondin-1-like. The transcript is spliced from 10 exons. Gene Ontology annotation, biological process: cell adhesion. The coding region runs from base 71 to 1816 and encodes 581 amino acids. Gene Ontology annotation, cellular component: extracellular matrix. Lineage: Eukaryota; Metazoa; Arthropoda; Insecta; Lepidoptera; Tortricidae. The record is from RefSeq and is a predicted model, not a curated record.